AACUGGCAGGGCUGCGUUGCCUGGCAACGGCGGGGUCCUUCCUGGCUCGGCGGCGCUCGGGGCCUGCGGGGAGAAAAACCGCCGCGGCGGGCGCUGGGGGGUGGCGGCUGCGGUGCUGCAGGCGGCCGCGGGACGGCGACGCGGGCUCGGCGGGCCGGGGGGAACCCCUUCUCUGAGCCGGAGGGAAGAUGGACACGGCCGACCAGGUCCCGGUGGAGCCCGCCGACGACGGGCCCGCGCCGCCGGGGGAGGAGGAGGGCGAAGGGGGCGGGAAGGAGUCGGCGGCGGCGGCGGCGGCGGACGCGGCCCCUGGGCCCAGCGCCUCGUUCCGCCUCAUGGUGACUCGGCGGGAGCCGGCCGUGCGGCUGCAGUACCCCGUGAGCGGCCUGGAGCCGCUGGCCUGGUCGGAAGACCACCGCGUGUCGGUGUCCACGGCCCGCAGCGUCGCCGUGCUGGAGCUCAUCUGCGACGUGCACAACCCGGGCCAGGACCUGGUGAUCCACCGCACCUCGGUGCCCGCUCCUCUCAACAGCUGCCUUCUCAAGGUGGGCUCAAAAACAGAAGUUGCUGAGUGCAAGGAGAAAUUUGCCAACUCUCGAGACCCUACCAUCAGCCAGACUUUCAUGUUGGACAGAGUGUUCAACCCUGACGGGAAGGCCUUGCCUCCGAUGCGAGGGUUCAAGUACACUAGCUGGUCUCCCGUGGGUUGUGACGUGAACGGCAGGUGCCUUCUAGCAGCGCUGACCAUGGACAAUCGCCUGACUGUGCAGGCGAACCUCAACAGACUCCAGUGGGUCCAGCUGGCGGACCUCACUGAGAUUUACGGAGAGCGUCUUUUUGAGGCCAGCUACAGGCUCUCGAAAAGCGAGGGCCCGGGAAGUCACCUCGGGGACUUUGCUGAGUUCCAGAGGAGGCACAGCAUGCAGACCCCAGUGAGGAUGGAGUGGUCGGGCAUCUGCACCACUCAGCAGGUCCAGCACAACAACGAGUGCCGGGACGUGGGCAGCGUGCUCCUCGCCGUGCUCUUUGAGAACGGCAACAUUGCGGUGUGGCAGUUCCAGCUGCCCUUCGUGGGGAAGGAGUCCAUCUCUUCGUGCAACACCAUCGAGUCAGGAAUCAGCUCACCCAGUGUUUUGUUUUGGUGGGAAUAUGAGCACAAUAACCGCAAAAUGAGCGGCCUCAUUGUCGGGAGUGCUUUUGGACCUGUCAAGAUUCUCCCUGUCAACCUCAAAGCAGUGAAAGGCUAUUUCACUUUAAGGCAGCCUGUUGUCUUGUGGAAGGAAAUGGACCAGCUGCCUGUGCACAGCAUCAAAUGUGUGCCUCUCUAUCACCCUUACCAGAAGUGUAGCUGUAGCUUGGUGGUGGCUGCCCGCGGCUCGUACGUGUUCUGGUGUCUUCUUCUGAUCUCCAAGGCAGGUCUGAAUGUGCACAAUUCCCACGUCACAGGCCUUCAUUCUUUGCCCAUUGUGUCCAUGACCGCAGACAAGCAGAACGGAACAGUGUACACCUGCUCCAGUGAUGGGAAGGUGAGGCAGCUGAUUCCCAUCUUCACAGAUGUUGCGUUGAAGUUUGAACACCAGUUAAUUAAACUCUCAGAUGUGUUUGGCUCGGUGAGGACUCACGGGAUAGCUGUGAGCCCCUGCGGCGCUUACCUGGCCAUCAUCACGACGGAGGGCAUGGCCAACGGUCUCCACCCCGUUAAUAAGAACUACCAGGUCCAGUUUGUGACUCUGAAGACCUUUGAAGAGGCUGCUGCUCAGCUUCUGGAGUCUUCAGUUCAGAAUCUCUUUAAGCAGGUAGAUUUACUAGACCUCGUACGCUGGAAGAUACUGAAAGACAAACAUAUCCCUCAGUUUUUACAUGAAGCUCUGGAAAAGAAGAUUGAAGGCAGCGGGGCCACCUAUUUUUGGCGUUUUAAGCUUUUCCUUCUGAGGAUUUUGUAUCAGUCAAUGCAGAAGGCCCCCUCGGAAGCCCUGUGGAAACCCACCCAGGAAGACUCAAAAAUCUUACUGGUUGACUCACCUGGGGCAGGCAAUGCCGAGGAUGAGCAGCAAGAGGAAAGCACUUCUUCCAAGCAGGGGCCCAAGGCAGGCCCACAGGAGAGGAGCAGAGAGGGCGACGGAGAGGAUGCCCCCGAUGACACGGCCCCUCUGCCGGGAGACGGCGGAAGCCAAGAGCCCGUGGAGGAGAAGCUCCUCGAGGUCCAGGGAAAGAUCGAGGCGGUGGAGAUGCACCUGACCAGGGAGCACAUGAAGCGAGUCCUGGGGGAGGUGUACCUGCACACCUGGAUCACCGAGAACACCAGCGUCCCCACCAGGGGACUCUGUAACUUCCUCAUGUCUGAUGAAGAGUACGAUGACAGAACAGCACGGGUGCUGAUUGGACACAUCUCCAAGAAGAUGAACAAGCAGACCUUCCCUGAGCACUGCAGUCUGUGUAAGGAGAUCCUGCCCUUCACAGACCGGAAGCAGGCUGUCUGUUCCAACGGCCACAUCUGGCUUCGGUGCUUUUUAACCUACCAGUCCUGCCAGAGCUUGAUCUACAGGAGGUGUUUGCUGCACGACAGUAUCGCCCGGCACCCAACUCCGGAAGAUCCAGACUGGAUCAAGAGGUUGCUGCAGAGCCCCUGCCCCUUCUGUGAUUCUCCUGUCUUCUGAGUGUCAGUGGUGGCGGAUGGAAGGGCUGGAGCUCUGCCCUAGAGAACACCCGGAGCCCAAGGAGUGGGUGUGGCGUACACGGCGGGCAGGCGCCCAAGGAAGCCUGGCCCCGGCAGAGGGGCUUUCCUCCUGACUGCGGAGCAAGGCCUCCCUAGAAGUGCACUUCCGGCUGCGUGCUCUCCGGGGAUUAAAGAAUCGCCUUUCAAUCACUAGGCACGGAGAGUGCGAGGCUUUGAAAUGAGCAGCAGCCCCAACUCCUUAUCCAGCCUGGAACACUUAUUUCUCAAGUGUCUUUGACUACAGCAGUGUGGAUGGAAGGAUGUCCUCCUGUCUCUAGGAACACACAGGUCUCGCUCGUCUCGGAGUUUGCGUGAGGCCGCGGUAGGUGGUGAUCCUUGCUUUGAGACUGCUGUGUGGCUCCAGAGAUCUUAGGCUGGUUGGCGCCUGGCACCCUAUAAACGAACAGUUAUUAAAAGCAUCUGAAACAGUG
This is a messenger RNA of Perognathus longimembris pacificus (Pacific pocket mouse), 3147 nucleotides long. It is a transcript of the gene Gtf3c4, whose product is annotated as general transcription factor IIIC subunit 4. Bases 189 to 2657 code for a protein of 822 amino acids. The transcript has 5 exons. NCBI's taxonomy places the organism in Eukaryota, Metazoa, Chordata, Mammalia, Rodentia, Heteromyidae. Gene Ontology annotation, cellular component: transcription factor TFIIIC complex. Gene Ontology annotation, biological process: transcription initiation at RNA polymerase III promoter. The record is from RefSeq and is a predicted model, not a curated record. Gene Ontology annotation, molecular function: histone acetyltransferase activity; protein binding.